CUGUUUUCUUUUACUGUGUUGUUGCCUCUGAAUCGAAUUCGGAACUGCGUUAAUAAUGGGAAACAGAACAAGCAAAAAUUCAAUGAAGACAUCGGCCAAGGCCUACACGAGGGAACUGAGAGCGUACGAGGCUGCAUGUAAAGAAGACACGGAGAUCCAGUCUUUCGACACGCGUAUGCACGCACGGACGAGUCACGUGAUAAGCACACUAGCUAAGGACGUUGAGGUUCGAGCGCUCUCGUUCGAUUCCUUGAAAGAAGUGACGCAGUUUUUGUUGGAGAUGAACCUAGAAGUUGUGAAAGUGAUCUUGGAUUGCAAGAAAGACAUAUGGAAAGAUAAAGAAAUGUUUGAGCUCACUAAAGAUUACUUUGAGACUAGUUUGAAGACGCACGAAUUCUAUGAUGCUUUGGCGGACAGCCUGCAGCGGGUUCGUAGUAAUCACCACUUGAUUCUUGGUGUUCUUCGGCAGUUUGAAGAAGAGAGCCUUGUUCAAGGUGGGAACGGAUACAAGACGACACUUGAAAAGCUGAAGAAUUUCGAAGACGUACAGAAUCCUUUCGGCCAAGACUUCUUCAACAUGUUCCAAUCUGUUUACACACGACAGAUGCUAAUGCUCGAGAAGCUUCAGCUUCGUAGGAAGAAGUCCGACAAGAAGCUCAAGCACAACUGCUCCAGCAUCAUCUUCGUGGCUACCUAUGCCACUGUGCUCAUCUGCUCUGUUGUGGCUGCGGCUAUGUCCGCUCCUCCUGUGGCUCCGGCUCUCGCUGCUCCAGUGCCACUCGGUACCAUGGGGAAAUGGAUCGACUUGCUGUGGAAGAACUAUGAGAAAGCACUCAAAGGACAUAAAGACGUGAUCAGUUCGAUGCAGCCAGGGACAUAUGUAGCAGUGAAGGAUUUGGAUGAUAUUCGGUUAUUGAUCCAAGAGUUGGAUAUUGAGAUCAGGAGUAUAAAGAAGAGUGAUAAAUAUGCGGUGGAGCUUAAAGCAGUCAUGAUUGGGGUCAAUGCCAUUAAGAAGAUUCUUGAGGUGUUUGAGAAGAAUAUAGAGGAAUUGGAGACUCAGGUGGAUUUGUGUAGCAGAGAUAUUAGAAGGGCAAGGACUGUGAUUCUCCAGAGGAUCAUCAAUCAUCUCAAUAAUUGGUAGUAGCAGCACCUGAAAAAAUACCCAAAAAGAAUUCAAAUCUCCCUCUUCUUAAGCUUUAUGCUGCAAAUAAUGAAAUUCUCGAAGACUCUAUAAACAGUAGUACAGAUUCAUUCUGAUUCUAUAAUAUCAGUGUUCAAUAAUUCUAUUAUAUAAACUGUUUAUGAUGACUCUUGCAUAUUUUUGUAUUCUUUGAUGAUUGACAUUUGAAACAAUGGGAUGGAAGUCUUUUCACUUUUGAGACUAUCAGUAAAUGAUGGUUCUGAGUUCUGAGAGAAGUGGUAGACUAAUAUACUAAAAGGAACUCAAACGUACAAAACUAAUUCACAAGUGUGGAAUCUGAAAACUAGGGGAGUGUUAGUUAAAGGAUCUGUGACAGCAUUCAGUUCUGCUAAACUCCAAAGAACUACGCCUUAGAAGAGACUUGAUCAACGAGAGCAGUCUCGAACUCUCAACCAAUGCCCAAACCAAAAUCCUACAUCAAUCCACAAAUAUCUCAACUAAUUGACAUCAGCUACACUUCCUUGUACCAUCCCUAGGAUAUUUACAAUAGUCAUGCACUAGACUUAACAAGAUCACCUUACCCAAACUGUCAGCAGAGAAACAAACAGAAAGUUAAAGCCUAUAAAGCUUAAUCUUACAUUCUGAACAAGACAAAAACAUGUCAACUAGA
Messenger RNA from Camelina sativa (false flax), 1811 nucleotides. RefSeq names its product UPF0496 protein At4g34320-like. The record is from RefSeq and is a predicted model, not a curated record. NCBI's taxonomy places the organism in Eukaryota, Viridiplantae, Streptophyta, Magnoliopsida, Brassicales, Brassicaceae.